UUUUUGGGGCAGUAGAUUUAUUUUAUUUUUGGGGCAGUAGAUGUAUUUUUAUUUUUGGGGUAGUAGUUUAUUGGUUUUGGGGCAGUAAAUUGCAUGUUUUUUCUUUCAUUUAUCUCUAUUUCUCUUAUAUAUCAUUUUCUUCUUCUUCUUCUUCUUCUAUUUUUCUCCUCUCCUCUCCUCAUCUCUUUUGCGUUUUUGAAUCUAUAUUUUAGAUAUUUUGGGUUUAUAAUUAAAUUUUAAUAUAUUUUUAAUAAAUAUGCCUUCAAAAGAUCGUCAAAAGCGCAAAAAUCGUCGGCUAAGACAUUUAGCUGACCCUAACCCAAACUGCUCUCUUCAGAGCACUGAUCAGGAUGUCCAACCAGAGCAUUCUGAUCAGAAUCUUGAUCUGGGAAACCAAAACUGCUCUCUUCAGAGCAAUAUAUCUCUCAACCCGCUUCAGGGUGGUGAAUCAUCUUCUCUUCCUUCUUCUUCUCUUCAUGAUCAUUCUUUUCAUUUUAACUUUGAUAAUGUAAAUAUUUUUGAUGCAACUGUUGACCCGGGUCCUCCUCUUACUCCAACAACCCCACUCACCCCUUUUUCCCUUACUUCCGAGGCCGUUGCGCCAAGGAAACAGAGGAAGACUAGAGAGUCCUCUGUUGACACUGAAAGUUUAUUGUCCUCAAUUGAUUCUUCGUCUGUUUUUUCUUCCCGUGCAUCCUCUCCAAAUAAUUCUAUUGCCACUAAACGUGGUCGCCCUAAAAAGAAAACGAGAGGAACCACGGGAAGACCCAAGAAACAACCUCAACCUCCUCAACCACCCCAGGUUCCCAUGGUUCCCACUAUUAAUUUUGAAAAUUUACCUUUACUUAAUUUUGCAACCCAAAAAACUAAUGACCCCGGGGCAAUUUGUAAUAGGGCUUUCAUGGAACUUCGUGAUGAAGAUAAUGAUAGGGCUCCCCUUCGUAUAGAAACACUCUGGAAUAAUUUAACAGAGUUUUUCGAUGGCUCUGAAAUCUAUGGAUUUCUCUGCUAUUUGUCCCGACAUUGCCAUAGAUACACCGUUGUAGUUGACUCAAAUGUCAUUAUUCCUCUUCUUAUGAAUCAGAAUGUCCAAGACAUUCCAGAGGAAGAUUUCGUAGACCGGUGCUAUGGUUUUAUCCCAGGCCAAGUGCCUGAGAUAAUCCUUUUCCCCCUUAACUUCCCAAAUCACUGGACCUUAGUAGUUUGGGAUGCCUCUGAUAAUAGAGGAUUUUUUAUUGAUUCCCUCUUUUUCCCCCUUCAAUCACGAUUGCAUGGUGAUCAAAGGAUUCCUAUUAUUCAUUCUUAUAUUAAUCGUAUGACUAAUAUUCCUAUUAAUAAUAUUCAUAUUAACGACUAUCCCACUAAUUUAUAUACCCGCCAAACUGAUGGGAACAGUUGCGGGUACUUUACCUGUUUAUAUGCCGAAGCAUGGCUUUUUAACAAUCGUAAUCUUAUUUUUAAUAAUCUUAAUAUUAAUACCGAAAAACGUAGAAUACUUUGGCACGUUAAUAACCUUUUUAAUGGGGAUAAUUUUGUGUACCACCCUCGCCUUCAACAUGUCAUCGAACAUGUAGCCCCCCCUCAACAUGUCAUCGAACAUGUAAUUCCCGACGAAGGGGUGGUUGUACCCAACUAUCCCUUUGUGUUCUUAGAACCCGACCCUCCCUCCAAAAAUUUGCGCCGUUCCGAGCGUAUUAAGUCCAAGAAGGAUGCUACACCAGCACCUUCUUCCGUUACUUCCCCACCACCUUCCUCCUCAUCCAACCCGAUUACCAGUCGUUGUACUCGUAAUCACCCCUUAUGGCCCUGUGCUGAUGUUCGAUCCCAGCAUACUACAGAUUAUUAUGACUCGGGCAACCUCGGGGAUUCUAUUUGUUAUUAUUGUUGGGCUUUAUUAUUUAAUUCCGAAGUUAACAAUGAACAUAAAAGAACAUUCAAACGGGUUACCUCCUCCUUCUGUUGUAAAUGUGGCAAAGUUACCCUCCCAGCCUACACUGAACAUCCCCCAUUAUUAAAAAACUUAUUAAGAUCUGAUACCCCUCAAUCUAAGGAAUUUCUUAAGAAUGAAAAUAUUUAUAAUAGUUUAUUAGCCUUUGCCUCCAUUUCCGUUGGGCACCAAGAUUCCUCCCAUCAUGGUAGUGUUUGUUUUAUGUUAAAUGGAGAGUUUUCUCGCCGUAUUAGUUCAAUGUUCCCGGGCCCUCUUACCCCUUCCUUUUCUCAAUUGUAUAUUCUGGAUGCUAAUGAAGCUCUGGAUAUACGUACCCAAAACACCCAAUAUGGGGGAGAUCGUGUAAAUAAGAAAACUCUCCAGGACUUAGACACCCUCCUUAGGACCACCCAUCCCUUUGCAAUUAAUUUUAAAAACUUUCAUACUCAGUAUGAAAGCAUCCUGCAACAGGAUGGCCCCGAUGCUGUGAGAAAAUUUCGAUUUACUCUUCUGGAGGAGCGAAAUGUGCCUGCAGCUAUUAGAGAUCCAAGAGACCAUCCUCGUCAAGUAAAUUUACCUGACGAGAAAGCAAUGUUCUCUAUUUGGACUGAGUCCACUGACCCUCCUUUAUUAAAAGGUAUUUAUAUUACUGAUCUUCAAGGAUCUUUAUUUGAAAUUCCCGCUUAUCACCCUACCACAGACACCCUUACUUAUCCACUGUUAUUUCCUAAUGGGGAUGAUGGGUUCCAUGAAAAAUAUCCUUUUAACACUAAUAAAAUUCCUCCCAAAUCAAUUAAGGACCACUCGGAGGAUUUAAGAUCCGAUGAUGAGCUUGAAGAACCCACUACCUCUAAAAAAUGGAUCUCCCUCCGGGAUUAUAUUCGAUAUCGUCUUGCUAUUCGCAAGGACGAGCCACUGCACAACAUUUGGAGUGCAGGUGGUGGCCUUUCUCAAAAAUUUACUCUUGACUACUCAGCUCGAAUUGAUGCUGAAGUAGCAAGUUUCUUACGCCAGCCCCGAUUUAACCUUCUUAAGACUGUCCCCCCAACAAUUCUUAAACACUUGGCUAAUGACGGCCGACUGAAAUCAGUCGACGACAUUACAAGUGUAGUAUUCUUUCGUAGAUAUCAUCCUGGGACCCGGCCCUACUUCCAAGACAUGUUUUACGAUGCCACAACAAUUAUGUCUCGCACGAGACAAAAGGGUUGUGCAUCCUUCAUGUUGACAUUUACUUCCAAUCCCAACUGGCCCGAAAUUAAACGUAACUUCCUCCAUAAAAACCAAAAAUUAGUUGACCGUUUUGAUGUAAUGUGUAGAGUCUAUGAAGAUAAGAAAAGAAAAUUAACCGACCUUAUUAAUAAUAAACACAUUUUGGGGAAAAUACUCGGUUAUGCCCAAAGCCGUGAAUUUCAAAAAAGAAUCGGCGGCCCCCAUCUUCAUAGAGUCUACACAACUGACUUAGAAGCCACCCCCGAAAAUAUUUCUAAUAUAAUCUGGGCCCACAUUCCUCCCAACCCACCCGAUUCAGAUACUUCUGAUUGGGCGAACUUUCUUCGGAAAGUUCGUGACCUCAUUCCCAAAUUCCAAGUCCAUGACUGUGGUUCUCACUGCAGAGGGCAUGAUGGGCGAUGUAUGAAGCAUUUCCCAAAGGCCUUCUCCAGGCAGACCAUUAUACACGCAAAUAGGCCCGCGGAAUAUUAUCGUCCCAGUCCUGAAGAUGGUGGUGAAGUCCUUAGUGUUCCACGCGGACAAGCCAUCAUCAAAUACGAUAAUUCUCGUAUUGUCCCCUAUAAUCCUUUCAUAAUGGUUAUGUUCCAAUCCCACCAUAACUUGGAACUUGCCUACGGUCAAACUGAUAACCUUAAAUAUGCCCUAAAGUACCCCUUCAAAGGCCCAAGUUUUUCUUAUAUUAAAAAUACAGCCGGCACCAUUAAUAUAGAUGAACCCGCCCAAUAUGCCAAGAUGCUUUAUCGAAGUCCAGCUGAGGCAUUUUCUCGAAUCCAAUCAUAUAAAUAUGCUGACCUUUCCCAUGCAGUAAUCCCCCUUUCUAUCCAUUUACCCGGUAACCAACCUGUUUUUAUGACUCCCGCUUCCCGUAAUCAAAUUAUAGCUGAUGUUGGCCAGGGCAAAUACCCGGAAUCCAAAUUAACUGCUUAUUGGAAAUUAUGGGCUAAGGAUAACAAUGUUAAAAAUAUUCUAUUUGAAAAUCUUCCCGAAACAUAUGCCUUUCAUGACGAUACUAAAACUUGGGAACCCCGCAAACAUUCCACUGUAAAAGGUCAGCCUGUUUUAGGACGCAUUUAUACUGUUUCCCCCCGUGAGGACCCUGAAAAAUUCGCCCUUUACGUUCUUACUAAGCACUUCCCUGGGGACCCCGACCACUUAUUAACUGUGAACGGUAUAAAGUACACCACUUUUGCCGAAGCAGCCCGACAACGCGGCCUCUUUGAAGAUAGUUCCUUCCACAGAUGA
Molecule: messenger RNA, 4399 nt
Organism: Meloidogyne enterolobii
Lineage: Eukaryota; Metazoa; Nematoda; Chromadorea; Rhabditida; Meloidogynidae
Source: the annotation of a GenBank genome assembly